Kickxella alabastrina is the source of this 684-nucleotide messenger RNA. Its product is annotated as P-loop containing nucleoside triphosphate hydrolase protein. Gene Ontology annotation, molecular function: ATPase-coupled transmembrane transporter activity; ATP hydrolysis activity; ATP binding. Gene Ontology annotation, biological process: transmembrane transport. The annotation marks the transcript as partial. NCBI's taxonomy places the organism in Eukaryota, Fungi, Kickxellomycota, Kickxellomycetes, Kickxellales, Kickxellaceae. The record is from RefSeq and is a predicted model, not a curated record. The transcript has 2 exons. Gene Ontology annotation, cellular component: membrane.
AUGCAGACACUUGUCGAUGCUCAGCAUACCAAAAUUAUUGCACAUGUGUCAGAGACAUCCAAGGAUGGUGUUGCAGUAGAACUUGACAACUGUGCUUUCAGCUGGGGUAAGAGUAAGUUUGGAUUGGAUCCGAUCACACUGUGCAUCAAGGCUGGCGAGUUUGUAACGAUAAUCGGAUGCAUUGGCAGUGGCAAGUCGUCAUUACUUUCAGGGCUGUGCGGCGAGAUGCCUAUCGUCAGUGGACAUGGCCGCAUGUGUGGAAAUAUUGGCUAUGUCAGCCAGAAACCAUACAUUAUGAACAACACCUUCCGCGAGAACGUGCUCAUGGGUGCUGAGUAUGACGAGAAAUGGAUGCAUCAGGUGCUUGAAGCCUGUGCUCUGUCCGAGGAUGUCAAGCAGUUUGCAGCUGGCGAUCUGUCAGAGAUUGGCCCUAAUGGCAUUAACCUGUCCGGCGGUCAAAAGGUCCGACUGGCACUAGCGAGGGCGCUGUACCUAAAAGCGGACGUUUACAUCUUUGACGACUUGCUUGCAGCUGUUGAUGCACGAGUCGAGCGCCUCAUUGUCGAGCGUGUUUUAGCAUCUGGCGGCAUCAUUGGCAAUAAAACGCGUAUUCUAGUCACCCAUGCUGAUCAUCUGGUGCCACUGAGCAGCAAGGUUGUCACGCUUGCUGAGGGGCAUGCUGUG